UUUGCAUAUUGCCAUUGUAGCAAAAUAAAAAAUUGGUGUCCAGUGUACUCAGCUUCCCUUAAUAUCUAACGUGCCAGUGCUGUUUUUGUUGCUGUCAGAUUGAACCUCAGCGUUUGGCUAAUACGUUGCAAUUCUACAUGGGAUACAACUUGUUUUGCCUAUUUCCUCUCGCUCACCAGCAAAGGCUUUCUACCAAGAGAAUCAAUUGGUGAGGAUAUUGGGAAUUUACUACUUACUGUUCAUCAAAUGGAUGAAAUUGCUGAUAGUGGUAGUGGUAGCAAGCAAAGGUCUUUAUCUGUCUCACCUAAGGAUAAAGGGAGUAAAAACAAGAGAAAAUCAGCAGAUCCUUCUAUGGGGAACCCACUUAACAUCCCUCCGUCCUUGACUGAGUUCCCUAGGUAUGAAUUAUCUCCUGAUCUUGAGGUUUCUCAAAGAUCUCGGAGUGAACUCACAUUAGAGUUGGGAUUGGAUCGGCCUAAAGAAGGACCAGAGCCAGAAGCAUUUGGAGCUACUGAUUGGGAUGAUCCCAUUGCAUGUCAGCUUGAAGAAAUUUUGUUUUCCAAUUUGCAAGUGGUUUUCCGGUGUGCAAUUAAGCAGAUUGUUGAAUUAGGAUACAGUGAGGAGGUUGCUGAAAAGGUCGUUUCAAGGGGUGGCCUUUAUUUAGAAGGUAAAGACCCUGUGGUGAAUAUCGUAAAUGAUACUCUGUAUUUUAUGGAGGAAGGGAAGGAUAUUCAUGAUUUAAGAGAUGACAUGUUUGAUGAUUUACAGCACCUGGUUGAGUACACGAUGUUGGAAAUUAUUGGUGUGCUUAGGGAGGUUAGGCCAUCCUUAUCCAUUGGGGAAGCAAUGUGGUGGUUGUUGAUAUGUGACUUGAAUGUUUCACAAGCUUGUGCACUGGAAAGAGAUCCUUUGAGUGGUUUCGGUUGUAAAAAAGUCUCAGGAGAGGGCUCCUCUGACUCUGCCAUUCCCCAAUUCAGAUCGGAGGCGCAAAGCUCUGAAACUAUUCUUCCGAAUCCCAAAGAACCAAAAUUUCCAAAGCUUUCACUCCCCAAAGCAAAAAAAUCUCUGCCAAAAACACUGAAAUUUGAAAGUUUCCCAAAUUUACCCAAACCUGAAGAUCUUGCUCUGGAAGGGGUAACCCCAGAAGAAGAGAGUCUGGUGUCGUUGACAUGCACUUUAAGGAAUUCCUCGGGUAUCACUAGAGAAAAUGUCCAGAUUGUAUCGCAAACCUAUGCCUCUGAAGAAAAAGUGGGAGCUGGUCGCAAGGGGCGGACUAAGAAAGAACUUGCAGUACUUCGGCAGAAGUGCUUCCAUAUGGACAAAAGCUACAGGACUUAUGGAUCAAAGGGGGGUUUUAGAUCAGGGAAACUCACAAGCUUUGGUGGUUUUGUCUUGGAAAGAAGACUGAAGCCACCAUCUGAACUUCCUGGUGUACAAAUGAAAAAUGCCUCCCCAAAGAAAAGUACAGAAGUUCCAGCUGACGUCCCUUUAGCAGAUGGAAUUCAUCCUGUAAACAAGUCUCCAUCUGCUGUACCUGCAAAAGAAAAAACUUCAAAAUUACGCAUAAAGGGUACCAUGUCUAUGUUGCCUACAGCUGAAACCAAGCUUCCUAUAUCAUCACCUUCAGAAAAGAAAUCCAACCCAGAGCCCCAGGUCAGCACCUCUGAGGCCCCAAAAAUAUCUGAUUACUACACCGGAAUUCCGUAUGAAAAUUCUCUGGGAAAGUAUGUUGCGCAAAAUGAGAAGGAUGAACUGAUUUUGAAGCUGGUUCCUCGGCUUCAAGAACUCCAGGAUGAGCUACAAGGUUGGACUGAAUGGGCCAAUCAGAAGGUUAUGCAUGCUGCUCAUAGGCUUGGCAAGGACCAGCGUGAGCUUAAAGCAUUGAGACUAGAGAACGAAGACGCAGACCAAUAUAAAAAGGAGAAGCAAAUCUUGGAGGAGAACACCAUGAAGAGGCUGUCUGAGAUGGAGAAUGCCUUGAGUAGUGCCACUAGCCAAGUUGAGAUACUUAAUUCUACUGUUCUCAAGCUUGAGGCGGGAAAAUCAGUGCUGAAGAGGGAGUUAGAUGCUGCUAAAUUACGGGCUUUGGAGUCAGCUGCAAGUUACCAGGAAGUAGUGGAAAGGGAGCAGAUGACUCUAAAAAAGGCCCAGUCAUGGGAGGGUCAAAAGGCGUUGUUGCAGGAAGCGUAUGAGAGAGAGAAAUGCAAGGUAGCUGAGCUGCAACAGGAAUUAGACAAGGCUAAGAACCUCCACAACCAGAUUGAGGCUAGAUGGAAACUGGAUAGGUUGACUCCAGAGAAACUACUUACACAAGCUGCCUCCAUAAGACAGGAAAGGGAACUACUUGAAGCUCAUGCAAAAGCAGAGGAGGAAGUGAUAAGACAAAAAGCAGAAGGUGAUUUGCAGAAAUAUAUGGAAGACAUAAAAAAGCUCGAGAACAAGUUAUCCCAAAUGAAAUUCAAGUCUAACUCUUCCACUAUAGCAGCACUUAGGAGCGGUAUUGGCAGAAGCUGUGGCGGUGUCCUAACAGACAGCAUGGAUGUCCAAGCUAUGCAAAGAAACCAGGAACCUCUUGUCCUUAAAAGGGUGGCGAAUUUGCAGAACAGUUUCAGGACUCGAGGUCUAAAACAAGAGAGGGAAUGUGCCAUGUGCCUAUCAGAGGAAAUGUCAGUGGUUUUCCUUCCAUGUGCACAUCAGGUUGUCUGUGCAAAAUGCAAUGAGCUUCAUGAGAAACAAGGGAUGAAGGACUGCCCUUCCUGCAUGACCCCAAUCCAGUGGAGGAUUAAUGUGCGUUUUGCUCGUCCUAGCUGCUUUACACCUAUUAGCAGGAUUGGUGAAUGCUGAAUUAUAAUCAUGAUUUGAAAAUAGUUUCCAUGUACACCUUCCUUUUUGUGUUUUGGGUUUUAACAGUUCAUUUUUUUUGAUAAGUAAAAUAGUGGGGUAGGAAGCUGCUCUCUUGUAAUCAAGUCUUUAACAGUUCAUACAAGUGGGUCAUCCAAAAGAGAGAGAAAAGGAAAGUGGUGAAAAACAGAAGGAAGAAUAGAGUCAGAGUUACCUUGUAAAGUUUAAGUUAAUCUUUAAUUUACAUGAAAUCUACCUUUUGUGUUUA
Molecule: messenger RNA, 3109 nt
Organism: Corylus avellana
Lineage: Eukaryota; Viridiplantae; Streptophyta; Magnoliopsida; Fagales; Betulaceae
Product: putative E3 ubiquitin-protein ligase RF298
Source: RefSeq, a predicted model, not a curated record